CUCCCAUGUGCCGGAUGCCGCGAACAAUUCCGUGUGGUAAUCGGCUGACAGAGACGGUGGCGAUCGUGUUUGUGGAUUGCAGGGCUGGACUUGUUUCUGGGCGCAAUAAAGAUUUGGUCAUGGCUCCGCUUCCAGCCCAUGUUGAGGUUCUCGGUGCCUCCUCGCAGUGAGCAAGCUACGUUUGGUCCGAGUGAUCAAUUCCAUCUACCACAAACUUGCUGCUGUUAUCUACAGCUCACCCUAAACAAAAGAUAGAGAAGCCAGAACAGAUUCGGUUGAAAACAGAAGGCUGUCAUACGAUGUUGGCUGCCAACCUGAAAAAAAAAAUCUCCGAGGAACAACUCAACAGAGACACGAUUGUACACAUACUAUUACAAUAACAAAGUAUUUUUUUUGACAGAGAUUUCAAUAACAAAGUAAAUGGCGUAUGGCUAGAUGAUUGCGGUUUGUUUUCCUGCCUUGACCAGGUCAACCCGGUUGAGGAUGGAUGAUAAUGGCAACUUGGCGAGAAGGAUUCAUUUAAGAAGCGGCCAUGGCUGCAACAACCACCGUCCUCUCCCCUCCCCUGUGGUUAAGUUAGGUGGGAGAUUAGGUUUUUAAGCUUUGAGCUGUUCCUUUGGCACCAUCCUCCUUGCUUUCCAGUGUCUCCCUCCAUAAAAAGCACGGCACAUUCCAACUGCCACCUUGCUCCGCCGCGUUCCGUCGCCUCACAGCUGUGCGUGCUGUCCCGUGAACUCUUCUCUUCUGUUGCGCGCUUCCCUUUAAUUAGGCCGCUGUCAGUUCCAGCAGGCUUCUGAAACUCCAAUCAUAAGAACCACCCUGCCCUGCGAGCACAUCCAUCGCCUCCCUUCCCACACCCUCUCUCCUCCUCGUUUCCUAUCGUCAAUUGUGAUCGAGUGGGGAGCGAGAGAGAGAGAGAAGAGUGGAGAGGAGAAACAAGGAUCGACCAAGAGGUUCCCUCUCAUCAGUUCAUCGCCAGGCGUCAUCAUCAUUUCUUAAUGGCCGGGAAAGGGCCGGUGGUUCCCAAGUUCGGGUCGUGGGACGCCGAGAACAUCGGCUACACCGUCUUCUUCGAGAAGGUGCGCGAGAACAAGGCCGCGCCCGUGCCGGGCACGGCGGCGCCAGCGCCCAGGGGGCACGACGACCAAGAGUUCGACCCCUACGAGUACUACGAGAACCUCAGCCGGAACGUGCCCUCGCGCCCGCCCAGCUCGCACGGCCACGGCCACGCGGCCCCGGCGCAGCACUAUGACCACCUCGGCGGUAACGUGCCCUCGAGGCCGCCGAGCUCGCACGGCCACGGACACCCCUCGCCGGCGCAGCACUACCCCGCGCAGCACGGCCACGGGGGCUACCACCGGCGGAACGGGAGCAAUGGCAGCAGCGCCGCGUCCGAGGUCAGCAGCCGCGCCAGCAAGUUCUCGCCGCCCAGGCCGUACCAGCCGCGCUACGGCAACAGCGGCGGCAGCUACCACCAGCCCCAGCAGCAGCAGCAGGUCGCCGGCGCGUACGCCGCCCCGGUGCCGAGGCACCACCAGCAAGCGGCGCCAGCGCCGAGGGUCACCGCGUCCCCGCCGGCUAACGAGCGGCGCCCGGGCCAGGGCGUGCCACCGCAGGCCCGUGCCGCCAAGGCCCCGUCGGCCGUGCCCAAGUUCGGCGUGUGGGACGAGCAGAACGCGAACGCGGCGGCGCAGGGCUUCACGGUGCAGUUCGAGAAGGUGAAGCGGCACCGGGAGGUCGCCAAGGCCGCCGCGCCGGACGUGCCGCCGGUCGCGAAGCGGCAGCUCUCGCCGGACCGGGUGGUGCCCACGUGGGGCCACCCGCGAAGGAAGCCCAAGAAAUCCUUCCUGUCGAAGGUCUACGGGUGCCUGUUCCCAGUGGUCAGACAGUGACGGGGCAGCUGGUUGAUAAUAUUAACCCGACCAUAGCGGCUGCUGCUUUUGAUCUCAUAUAUGUUUUUCUGGAAGGAACCCUGUAGUGUACACAGUAUUUCAUUUGUUCAUUCGUUGUUCGUUAUGAGUAAUAUAUAUACUCCUGGUAUUAAUAAAUCAUGGCAAGAUAAAAGCACUUGGCGUAUACGUAUUUUAAGUGCCCGCAAAAAAAAAGUAUACAUAUUUUAAGUGCCAAACUCUGUGUAUCCAGUGUGUAUCGGUGUAUGCAUUUGAGACUUCCAAAUGCGUGGCACGUGCACGUGUGAGUACUAGAACUAAUGUAAUUUGAUGCGUAUGAGUGCGAUAAUGAAUGAACAAAAAGAUGUGAUUGUUC
Triticum aestivum (bread wheat) is the source of this 2265-nucleotide messenger RNA. Its product is annotated as class E vacuolar protein-sorting machinery protein HSE1-like. Gene Ontology annotation, cellular component: plasma membrane. Lineage: Eukaryota; Viridiplantae; Streptophyta; Magnoliopsida; Poales; Poaceae. The coding region runs from base 999 to 1892 and encodes 297 amino acids. The record is from RefSeq and is a predicted model, not a curated record. The transcript has 4 exons.